Molecule: messenger RNA, 2264 nt
Organism: Trichoderma citrinoviride
Lineage: Eukaryota; Fungi; Ascomycota; Sordariomycetes; Hypocreales; Hypocreaceae
Product: amidase
Exons: 4
Coding region: 431-2161 (576 amino acids)
Source: RefSeq, a predicted model, not a curated record
AGCCGCAGCCGUCUAUCCGAUCCGUCGCUUCUGCUGCUGCUGCUGUUACGAGACGAGGGAACGGGCUAUUGUCAGUUGAAGCGGUCUGUUUCUUCUGCAUCUUCUUGUUCUAUGCUGGUCCCGGCCGGUUGGACUCAUUGCUGGAUAUCCGCAUUUGAUUACCUGCCUGUUCCUGGUCCGCCAUGCUUGGUAUCUGGUCCUAGUCGCGGGCAGUUUAUUAGAGCAUGUACAUGGACUAUUGCGUGAACACCUCGUCUGUCUGCCGUUUGUUUUGUUUCUCAUUUAUACCCUUGCGAGCGCUUCUCUCUGUCUUUGCCGCUUCUUUUUUUUUUUGUCCCUCACCUCUGCCAUCCUUCUUCCCUCCUCCCCCUUCCCUUCUCGAUAUCAUCCUCGUGAUAUCUUGAUCCUCUUCCGCCUCACAUCCCCAGCCAUGCGGUCCCAAUUCGCUUGGUCGGCCUUCGUUGCCGCUGCCGCGGCGCUCGACGUCGCGCAGGUCUUCCCUAUGACGCCCAACCUGAUCCCGCUGCAGCAAAAUGCCGGCUCGGACAACCUGUUCCCCAUGGCCGACUGCUUCGGCUUCAAGCUGCACGAGGCCACCAUCGACGAGAUGCAGGCCGCCAUGGCCAAGGGCAACCUGACCUCGGUCCAGCUGGUCAGCUGCUACCUGACGCGCCAGUUCCAGACGCAGCAGUACCUCAACGCCAUCAUCCAGAUCAACCCCGACGUCUUCGCCAUUGCCUCCCAGCGCGAUGCUGAGCGCAAGGCCGGCAAGGUCCGGGGCCCUCUGCACGGCAUCCCCUUCAUCGUCAAGGACAACAUCGCCUCCAAGGACAACCUGGACACCUGCGCCGGCAGCUGGGCCCUGCUCGGUAGCGUCGUCCCCCGCGAUGCUCAUGUCGUCAGCAAGCUGCGUGAUGCCGGUGCCGUCCUGUUCGGCAAAGCCGCUCUCAGCGAGUGGGCGGACAUGCGAAGCAACAACUACUCCGAGGGCUACUCCGGCCGCGGUGGCCAGUGCCGCAGCGCCUACAACUUGACCGUCAACCCCGGUGGCAGCAGCUCUGGCAGCGGAGUUGGUGUUGCGGCCAAUGUCAUUGCCUUUGCUCUGGGCACGGAGACUGAUGGAAGUGUCAUCAACCCUGCUCAGCGCAACGCCAUUGUCGGCAUCAAGCCCACCGUCGGUCUGACGUCCCGCGCCGGCGUCAUCCCCGAGUCCGAGCACCAGGACUCCGUCGGCACCUUUGGCCGAACCGUCCGCGAUGCCACCUACGCCCUUGAUGCCAUCUAUGGCGUUGAUCCCCGAGACAACUACACCCUCGCCCAGCAGGGCCUCACUCCCAAGGGCGGAUACACGCAGUUCCUGUCCAACCGCACUGCCCUCAAGGGCGCCACCUUUGGCGUCCCCUGGAAGAGCUUCUGGGUCUACGCCGAUCCCGAGCAGCAGCAGAUCCUGACCAGCCUCCUGAAGCUCAUCGAGUCUGCCGGCGCCACCAUCAUCAACAACACCGAGAUCACCGACUACCAGACCAUUGUCAGCCCCGACGGCUGGAACUGGGACUACGGCACCACCCGAGGCUUCCCCAACGAGUCCGAGUACACCUACAUCAAGGUCGACUUCUACAACAACAUCAAGUCGUACCUGUCCGAGCUCACCAACACCAACAUGCGCUCUCUUGAGGAUAUUGUCGAGUACAACAACAAGUACCCCGGCACCGAGGGCGGUUACCCCAUGCCCGACGGCACCCCUGCCUUCUGGUCCGGCCAGGACGGCUUCCUCGCCUCUCUCGAGACCAAGGGCGUCCAGGACGAGACCUACUUCCAGGCCCUCGAGUUCUGCCAGUCGUCCACCCGCAACGGAAUCAACGACGCCCUCACAUACAAGGGCAAGAAGCUCGACGGUCUCCUGGUGCCCCCCGAUGUUGCCCAGAGCAUCCAGAUCCCCGCCCAGGCCGGCUACCCUGCCAUCACCAUCCCCGCCGGCAUCCACUCCGACUCCGGCAUGCCCUUUGGCCUGGCUAUCCUGCAGACUGCCUUUGGCGAGGACAAGCUGAUCAAGUACGCCAGUGCCAUUGAGGACCUGCAGAAGAGCAGCAACACGCCCUACAAGCGCACCCUGCCCACCUGGCGCGGUUACCUGGAGAGGAACCUUCCCGUUCCUCUGUAAGCUGCUGUGCAGACGCAAGGUUCAUCAUAGAAAAAUACAAGAAAAGGUACAAAAAGUCAUGUCGUUAUGAUAUAUGCUCUUGUAUAUAGAUAUAUACACAUAC